AAAGUUUUUUUCGUACUGUUUUGCCCUCCUUCAGAAUUCCACAAGAUUUGGUGAGGUAUUGGCAAUAUCAAGGUGUAUGGCACAUGUAUUUUCAACAAGGACUGACUCACAGGGGUGUAAGGAACAUCUAACAGCACUGCAGGAUGCCAUACACAUGCAGAAGACAGACAAUGUCACUUUGAAAGAGACACUAGAUGAAGACCACAGUGCAGUUGAUUUUGAAGACGCAGAGAUUAACAGAACUCUCACAAAAUCCUCCCCGUUCUUUGCUCCUAUCAAAGAUGUCAUCACCAAAGCACAAGAGGAAGCAGGGAAGGAUGAUGACACAGAAGGAGCAGUCCAACCAAAUCCGCAUUAUUGUCCAACACUUGUGGAUAUCAUUCUCCAGUAUAGUGGUACUGUGCCUCUUUGGACAGGUGUGAUGCUCAAACAUCUUGGCAAAACCCGAGACAGUAAUGCUGUUGUAGAGAACUGGUUCCGCACAACAAAAAAAGUAAUUCUCUCCUCAAGAUUGCACCGGAGAGCAGGAGACUUCCUCCAGCUUCAGCACGAGUUUGUGGUUGGAAGACUUAAGGGAGUUACAUUGUUGGGAAAACGUGUGCCUCCUACAAAGUCUGAAGAGACAAAUAAACAGGACGGCCCAGAGACACUUCCAUUGUCUCAAGAGGAAACAUGGAGGAAGCGAAGUAAAAAUAAUAAAAGAAAGUCCAAGUACUUCAGCCCCCCUCCUCCAACGAAAAAGAGAGCUGUUCAGGCAAAAACAUACAUACCUAAUAAAACAUCGUCAGAUGCAGGAGAAAAGCAAAAGGGAUCCUGUCCACAUUGGGGAGGAGAGGGAAUCAUUGGACAACAAAGAGUGUCAAUAACAAACACCUGUACAAUUGACAACCUCCUGUACAUGCUGCAUCUCUCGAUGAAGAGGAGACCAUGCAUUAAAAACGAUCUGAAAAUAGUUGCUCACCUUGACCCGUGGAUUUCUACCCUGCUUGAAGUUAACCAGCUAUUUGAACAGAGGGAGUGGUCCCAGGGAAAGCUGCUGUGGCUGAACAAAAUUGACAGAUUCAAGGGAAACUCAUGGGAUUGCUUCGGGACUGAGGAAGACUUUGUUGCUUCUCGACUGGACUACUUGGUCAAAACUGAAAUCCAACAGAAUUGCAAGAAUUCUGCUUGCCCUGUGGCAAAAAGGACAUGCAACUCUGUUGACAUCAUAUGUGCAGAUUUUGGGAACUUACAGGCUGAUAUUGACAAGUGGGCAAAUGAAUCCCUAAGAGUUCUUCCUUGCAAAAGGUAAGUUCAUGCAUAUAUUUCAGAUAAUUCAUUGUUAAAAGUAUAUACCUAACAGUUCCACUGAUCUACGUACAUUGUAAAUAAUUGCUUUAGGUAUGAAGACCAACUAUACAUUUAGCUGACCUUUAUCAAUCAUAUAGAUGUGACCAUUGUACUGUUACAUUAAUUCAAUGUUCUCAAAACAUUUAAAAAAGUCUCUCUGAACCUAGUCAUGGAAAGCCUUUAUGCAAUUAUAAGCAACAGAGAAAUAUCACCCAAAUUUUACAAAAUUAAACCAUUUCAAGCCUGCCUCAGCAUCAAGGUUGAGCCGCUUUUUGUUAUUAAAGUUUCAAUGCUCUAAUAAGUCGAGUUGAGUUUAACAUUUCAUUUUAUUAAGCCAAUUAGUCUUUAUUCUUCCAUUUAUCUCAACAGCUCUGAAACCAUGCCCUAUUAAUGAGACAACACAGCAGCGUGUCUUCGUGCAUGGAGAGCCAUGUAUUUUACUUGUCUCAGUAAUCAACCAUGGGAACCUAACAAACAGGCAUCAUCCUACAGCCUUGCCACAUCUGGUAACAAUUCUUGGUGGAAAGUAAGACUCACAUACAGUACAUAUAAUGUAAUUGGCUGUGUUAAGAUUUUGCUGUUUGUUUGAACUUGUUCCAUGAGUUUAUAUUAAUAUUUUACAGUCUUUUGUAUAAUACUCUUGUCACAAAGGUACCAGCCAGCUGCUGUGACAUAUCACCUGCCUUCAAACCACUUUGUGGCAUUCCACAAAUUAGGUUUGGAUAGAAGCUGGCAUUUUUAUGAUGGCCUUGAAGAAGGUAAAAAGCCCGGAAGAGGAGAUACUGUCAUCAAAGAGACGACCAUCCAAAAAUAAACUUGGGGCCAACUCCUGUGUUGGCCACAUUGUUAUGGUCAGAGUAAGUUUGAACGACUAAUUUACGAAAAAGAAAGCCUUAACAUGUCAAAAUAAUUUAAGUCCUGCAUGCCAUCAAUAACCCCCCCAUAAAAAUCAUUGCAAAUCUUCUUCUGCUUUACAACAAAGCAGCAGAAGCUGUUGAAGCCAGGCGCAUUCAGAAUGAAGAGCUGGUGGAAAUAGUCGUGAACAACGGCGUAGAUGAAAGACUCCCGUAAUCCCAUUUCUUUAUCUCAUGAAACAGAAUUUCUUUAAUAUCUCUGUGUGAGCCUAAUCGAAUGUACUUGUGUGUUGUUUCACUGUGUGGGCAUUGAGUGGCGCUCUGCUCUUACCUGAACGCAGGUGUAUAGGUAGAAAGACACUAUAGUUUGGUAGGGUAGGUAUAACUGCUCCCAAACGUAUUAUGACAUAUGAACGACGCUUCACUGAUGUUCGUUGACGUUUUUUUAGUACUUAAUUGGUUCCAGCAACGUCACUGUGAAAAAACGAAAUAAAUACACAAAUACAAAGUACACAAAUACAAAAAAAUAUUGUACAUCUAAAAAAAUAAACAAACAUACCGUGUGCGCCUUGAUGUCAAUGUUCAGGAGAGUUAGCUUUCACAUAGUUUUGUAAUUUUUCCAUCCUCUCUUCAGCACCGCCGGCUUUUUAUUAUCCAACAGGUGAACACUACGUGACUAAACGAUAUAUACAAUUUGACCAGCACCUCAUUUAAGUCUGCAUUCAUAAAAUAUAUUUCAGAACCACUAUUUAGCCAUUUAACAAUUAGCCAUUUAAAAAUAAUAAUUAAGAAUUUAAAUGUGUAAUCAGUUACAACAUGUGACGUUAAUUACCUCAAAUUAAAAAGGUUUCACAAAUCUGAAACUAUGUUUUAUAUAAUGUAUAGCCUCACUGUGAUAAUGUAGUCCAGACCUGAAGAG
Messenger RNA from Gadus chalcogrammus (walleye pollock), 3102 nucleotides. RefSeq lists its product as uncharacterized. NCBI's taxonomy places the organism in Eukaryota, Metazoa, Chordata, Actinopteri, Gadiformes, Gadidae. The transcript is spliced from 2 exons. Bases 77 to 1291 code for a protein of 404 amino acids. The record is from RefSeq and is a predicted model, not a curated record.